Molecule: messenger RNA, 1009 nt
Organism: Paramecium sonneborni
Lineage: Eukaryota; Ciliophora; Oligohymenophorea; Peniculida; Parameciidae
Source: the annotation of a GenBank genome assembly
AUGGGAAAUUGUUAGGCAACAUGUUGCAAUAAAGAAGGUGAAAUAGUAAUUAAAGAAAAUUACAAGAGUGAUUUUGAGAUGGAUGAAAAUAGUGAUAUUGUUAAUUCAAUAGUUUCGAUAAAGACAACUAAUUAAUAAAAAGAAAGGGAUAAGUUUAAAAUAGAUCUAGAGUAAAGCAAAAGGGAAGGAACGUAAUUGUAUUGCAAUGUUCGUACAAAGUUUGCUGCAGUUUAGAUUGAUAAAGAUACUUUAUAUGAAGGGGAAUGGUUAUUAGGUAAAAGAGAUGGAAUUGGAAGAGUUGUUUGGUCAGAUGGUUCUUGUUAUGAAGGAGAAUGGAAAGAUGAUAAGAGUUCUGGAAUAGGAAAAUUAAUUCAUGCAGAUGGAGAUAUUUAUGAAGGUGAAUUUAAUAAUGAUAAGGCUAAUGGAAAAGGAGUAUAUACACAUGUAAAUGGAGCCAGAUAUGAAGGAGAUGUAUUUUGUAUUUAAUCUUAAUAGUGGGUAAAUGCUUAAUAGCAUGGUUAAGGUAUUGAAGUUUGGCCAGAUGGAUCUAAAUAUUAAGGAUCUUAUGCAAAUGGAAAAAAAAAUGGAUAAGGAAUCUUAUAUUUUGCAGAUGGAUCUAAAUAUGAAGGCAAUUUUGUAGAUAAUGAAAUUGAUGGAUUUGGAACUUAUUAAUGGCCAGAUCAUAGAAUUUAUAUUGGAGAAUGGAAAAAUAAUAAAAUGAAUGGACAUGGUUAACUAAUGUGGAACGAUGGUAGAAAAUUUGAAGGGGUAUUAGCAGUCACACUUAUGAGAGGAAUAUGUUAAUGAUCUAAAGCAUGGACCAGGAGUAUUUCAAUGGGCUGAUGGUAGAAAAUAUGAAGGUUAAUGGAUUGAAGGUUCUCAAUAAGGAAUUGGCAUUUAUCAUUUAGGAAAUGGAAUCUAAAAAUAUGGAAUCUGGAAUAAUGGAAUUAGACAAAGAUGGUUAACAGAAGAAGAAAUCGAAUCAUUUUUAAAGAAUUAAUAAUCAUGA